This is a messenger RNA of Prosopis cineraria, 456 nucleotides long. RefSeq lists its product as uncharacterized. Gene Ontology annotation, molecular function: nucleic acid binding; RNA-DNA hybrid ribonuclease activity. The transcript has a single exon. The record is from RefSeq and is a predicted model, not a curated record. NCBI's taxonomy places the organism in Eukaryota, Viridiplantae, Streptophyta, Magnoliopsida, Fabales, Fabaceae. Bases 1 to 456 code for a protein of 151 amino acids.
AUGGAUGUCGAUGGUUCUGUUGACAGCCAAAGGCAUGCAGCAUGUGGAGGAGUCAUACGUGACAGAGAGAGAAACUGGGUUCCAGGCUUUAAACGCUCACUAGGAUUUUUACCUAGUAUAUUAGCUGAAAUUCAAGCUAUCUGUUUUAGUCUUGAAGUUUGCCAACAAUUUAAUCUCAGUCAGGUUACCAUCUGCUCAGACGCUGCUGAGGCUAUAUCUCUUCUUAGAAUCAAUGUUGAUGAUGACCAUCCAAUGUGUGCUGAAAUCAAUUCAGCAAGAGACUUCCUAUUCUCCAACUCCAACAUCAAACUAGCUUUUGUUAGGCAUGAAACAAAUAGGGUCAUGUACUGUUUGGCCAAGAAUGCUCACAUGGAAAGUGAUAAUCUAACCGUGUUGGCAAAUGUUCCUGCUGAAUGCAGCGACCUAGUUCUUACGGAUAAGCUACGGUUUGCUUAG